Messenger RNA from Glossina fuscipes, 2223 nucleotides. RefSeq names its product dolichyl-diphosphooligosaccharide--protein glycosyltransferase subunit 2 (gene OstDelta). Gene Ontology annotation, biological process: protein N-linked glycosylation. Gene Ontology annotation, cellular component: membrane; oligosaccharyltransferase complex. NCBI's taxonomy places the organism in Eukaryota, Metazoa, Arthropoda, Insecta, Diptera, Glossinidae. The record is from RefSeq and is a predicted model, not a curated record. Bases 239 to 2179 code for a protein of 646 amino acids. The transcript is spliced from 5 exons.
UGCAAUAUUCAUUGCCAUUCAUUAGCUUUUUUUAAAAAGACCUUAGAUUUUUAAAAAUAAUUCAUUUGCACUAUAAUCGAAAUUUUUAUUCAGAAAGCACUCUAUUGACAUUACUAACAAGCGCUGACGUGGUUUAGCAGCAAAGUUUGUUAUCUACGGAUUAUUUUCGCACAAUUGAAUUAAAUUUUCACGGAAACUAUUAAAAAAUAAAUGAACUAAAAAGUUUUUGGACUGAAAAAUGAUUAAAUUAGCACUUUCGUUGUCAUUGGCAUUACUACUAAACGCAACAUACAUAAGCUGUGCCACUAAUAAUGCUGUAGACAGCCAUUUAAGUUCCAAAGAUCUACAACGCCUACAAAAAGUUUUCGCUGAUGGAAUUGCUUCUAAUGAUUUGCAGUCUAUAUUUUAUAGCAGUUUAAAUGUAGAACCUACUAGUGAUUUGGAAAGAACUAACGUUUGUCAACGUUUAUUUAAAGUGCACGCAGCCUCUAAGUUAAAAGAUUAUGAAAAAGAUUACUAUUUGGUUGGCGCUGCUAGAACAUUAAAGUGUCCUGAGAAGUUACCGCAAGAGAUACUCUCGAAUAUUUAUAAUAUACCAAUGCCUAUAACAUCAACGCAGGAAAUUUUUUAUCGCAUAACAGCUCAUAAAUACUUAGGCGUGCAAAUUGAUGAAACUACUUUAAAAAAAUUGGUAAAAAAUCUUGAGGGUGUGCUAAUGAAAGAGGACUCGUUGACCAGUUUAGGUUAUGCUUUCAAUGUUGCCUCCGAAUUAAGCCCAGAAUCUGAAUUUGUUACCGAGAGAAUUGAAGAUGCCAUGGUUCAAGCAGAUGAAGUCGAUGGAAAAAUGCUACAAUUUGAAGGAGGCCUUAGUGUAACUUCUUUGAUAAUAACCGGUGCAUUUAAAAUUUCCUCCGAUUUUAGUAAACCCCCACCCGUCGAUGCACAACAAGCUUAUAAAUUUGCUAAUUACUUCCUCAGUCGGCGGUCAGUACAAACCCCUAAAGGAGCACACAUUCUAAUCGAAGCUUUAAAAAGUUUAUCGUCUUUGACACCGCAACUUGCUCCGAUUUGCAUUCAGCUUAUUGGCAAUGGCCAAUUGCAAGCGGAUAGUCCCCGAUUAGCUAUUGCAAUUGUUGAUCUCUUGGGGAAACCUUUGAAAGAAUCUCCUCUGAAUAUUUUUGGAAAAGUUUUAUUACGGAAAGAAGGUACAACUUUAGCUCAAAAAGUACAAUUUGCACCCAAGUCCUCAGAUAAAACCACUUUUAUGGCUGAUUUAUCGCCUUAUAAGCCAACAAGGGGCCUCUACGCGAUCGAAAUAGAUGUUAAUUCCAAAUACAGUCAGAAAGUAAAUUUCAAGAUUUUGGGUAAAGUGAAAGUACAACAACUAGAGCUAGGCAUUGGAGAAUCGGAUGCAAGCUCAUCAAUCAAAAAACAAAUUGUAGCUUAUCCAAAAACGUUGCCUGAGAAGUUGGCGGCUGAUCAUACCCAGAGAGUUUUACUGAAAGUAUUAUUAAUUGAAGAGGGAACCACCGAUAAGACCAUUACGGUUCAUCAAGCUUUUGUCCGUUUCUAUAACAAACAAGAAGACUUGGAAGUUAUAUACGUCGCCGAACAAGACUCUAGCAAAGUUUAUAAAUUCGACAUGGAUGUGGGGGCACGAGCAGGAGAUUUUAAAUACAAAAGCGGACUUUACGAAAUGGUCCUAAUUGUAGGUGAUGCUUCACUUUCCAAUUCUUUCGAGUGGCAUGUAGCCAAUUUGAAUUUAGAUUUCCCGCAUAACGUAAAAGCUGCCAUCAAAAAGCAACCAAUACGAUCAGUAUUACCGGAAAUAAUUCACCAGUUCCGAGCACCUGAAAAUCGGCCUCCCCGCUUAGUAUCAGAUAUAUUCACCGGACUCUGCCUGACGCCGUUAGUGAUAUUAUUUAUUGUUUGGCAUAAACUUGGCAUAAAUGUCUCGAACUUCACGCUCGCACCUAGUACAAUAGGUUUUCACAUUGGUUUCGGCGGUAUUCUCGUUUUGUUUACAGUAUUUUGGCUUAAGCUAAAUAUGUUCCAGACAUUGCGCUUGCUGUUGCCCAUCGCAACCUUCACAUUCCUGUGCGGUAAUCGCCUUCUAAGACGUUUGUACGGUUAUCGUUCAGCUAAGGCAUCAAAUGCAGGCGCAUUAGCAACAUCAUAAAUUUUCCCUUCGAAAACUAUCUCUUUUAAUUUUAAGUUUAAUAA